Peronospora matthiolae is the source of this 420-nucleotide messenger RNA. Lineage: Eukaryota; Oomycota; Peronosporomycetes; Peronosporales; Peronosporaceae. The record is from the annotation of a GenBank genome assembly.
AUGGCGAACAAGCGGAACGAAGUCGUCCUGGGAAGUGGUAACUAUUACCACUGGGAGUAUAACAUGAGGAUGACACUGGCAAGGAAGGGUCUUCUAGGGCAUGUCAUGGCAUUCAAUGAUGAGAGUGACGUAACAGAAGCAUGGCUGAUAAACGACGCCAAGGCGCUAGACAUCAUCGCUCAAAGGAUUGAGGUCCAGCACCGAACAAAGAUUCGAUCGGCUACGCGCGCUAUAGGGUCAUGGGGAAAGCUCCGCGAUUUCUACAACCGCUCGACGCUUAACAAUCGUGUGACGAUGACGCGUCAUCUUCACGACUUAGCAAUGAAGAUUGGGACAAGUAUGGCGGAACAUCUAGAUCAUUUCGACGAACUGGUAGUGGGACUCCAGACUACGGAAGAAACGGUGGAUGAGUCGCGCUAG